GGGGCUUUAAAAGAGCUUGCUCAGCACACACACACCGAGAUGCUUCAUGAACCACCUUCAUUGCUGGACGGCAUUUUGGACACAACAGUAACACAAAUAUGGAUCUUAAAGUCAUAAUCAGAAGACAUUCGAAUCUCUUACUAUGCGGAGUCAUAGUAUAUUUACUCUCCGGUACACUUUUGGUCACUGCUAUUGAGGUGUAUGCACCAGAGGACGCGCUCUUUGAAAAUGGGACCACAGGAAUACUUAAAUGUUCUUUCAAAUCAAAAGAAGUUGUCAGCAGUGGAGCUUCGGUUACUUGGUCGUUCACACCGGAAGGAGCUUCAGACAAAACAACUUCAUUCUUCUAUUAUACCGGCGGCAAUUCAUACCCAGGAUCUCUUGCUCAGUUUCAAAAACGAGUAGUUUGGGCAGGGGACCUGAACAGAAACGAUGCAUCAAUCCAAGUUUCUCAGAUGCAGUUUAGUGACAAUGGCACAUACCAGUGUGAUGUGAAAAAUCCACCAGAUAUAGUGGGAUCAGCAUCGGGAAUAAAAGUUAGGGUUGGUAUGAAAGAAUUAGACUCAUGCAGUGAGUCUCUGUUGGAGAAAUUUAAAGAGGACAUCCUUGAGGAAAUUCGCAAAGAACUGCAGAAAAUAAAGGAUGAAAUCACUGAAGCUGUCAUUCAAGAGCUGCAGAAGAAUGUUGCUACGCAAGCUGCAGAGUGAGAUCAACUGGCUGUUCGGGAAAAUAGUAUACCUGUUUAAACAUCAAGACUCCCAGCACUAGCACACAGAGAUUAAACCUCCUGAAAAGGUUUAUGGAACCCUUAGCCUUGCAUAUGUCAUGAGCUGGCCUGUCCUGGCAUAGGCAUAGAUAGACUUCAUGAAUCAAAACCAUGAUUGAGUAGAACAUAACAAAUAGAAAAUAAUCAUCCUGUCUCUAAUAAACUUGGUGGUCUUGUAAAUUCAUGUUCAUUUGUAUGUGAUUUAUAGCUCAGGGAUUAGAAAUGCAUGCACAACAAGUUUAUCAUUUCCAGCAUUUCUGUGACCUCUUAUUUAGUGUCAUCCUGUCUUUAGGACCGCAUUUGUCAAAUCACAGAGGUCACACCUGUGACAAGAUAUUUUGGUUACAGAAGUGCAAAAUGAUUUGUACAGUCCUUUACAGUAAAUGUAUUGUGCAUGAAUACCAGUUUUUUUUUUUUUUUAAGUACACUGGGCGGAUAGUUAGAGCAAUGUGAGGAAAUAUUUUACUGAAUGUGAUGAUUUGAUCUAUUAUAAUCAGGGACUGAACCUGUACAACUGCUUCACCCAAUUAAGUUUUCUUUCAGAAAUGUUACUUUGUAAUAAUGAUAUUUCCGGAUGUUUCCUUGCUGUUCAGACUUCAGUGCAAUAUGACUGAUUUUCCCACAGGUUUCAACAAAGUUGAGUUC
Messenger RNA from Clupea harengus (Atlantic herring), 1411 nucleotides. RefSeq names its product myelin protein zero-like protein 1. Lineage: Eukaryota; Metazoa; Chordata; Actinopteri; Clupeiformes; Clupeidae. The record is from RefSeq and is a predicted model, not a curated record. Gene Ontology annotation, cellular component: focal adhesion; cell surface; plasma membrane. Bases 99 to 707 code for a protein of 202 amino acids. The transcript is spliced from 6 exons.